Messenger RNA from Hibiscus syriacus, 1734 nucleotides. RefSeq names its product U1 small nuclear ribonucleoprotein 70 kDa-like. The record is from RefSeq and is a predicted model, not a curated record. The transcript is spliced from 10 exons. Gene Ontology annotation, cellular component: U1 snRNP; precatalytic spliceosome; U2-type prespliceosome. Gene Ontology annotation, molecular function: mRNA binding; U1 snRNA binding. Bases 70 to 1452 code for a protein of 460 amino acids. NCBI's taxonomy places the organism in Eukaryota, Viridiplantae, Streptophyta, Magnoliopsida, Malvales, Malvaceae. Gene Ontology annotation, biological process: mRNA splicing, via spliceosome.
AAAACCAAACCCCUCGAUUUGUUUCGGAAAAGAAAGAGACCCUAGCGAAGCCUCUGAUUUUUAUUCAACAUGGGAGAUUACAACGACGCCUUCAUGCACAACCAAAACGCCGCCGCCGUUCAGGCCCGCGUUAAACCCCCUCAGAACCGCGCCAAUAUUCAACAGCUCAAGCUGAUUGGGCAAAGUCAUCCUACGGGUUUAACAGCCAAUCUUUUGAAGCUCUUUGAACCACGACCUCCGUUGGAGUUUAAACCACCUCCUGAGAAGAGAAAAUGCCCUCCGUACACAGGGAUGGCACAGUUCGUUAGUCACUUCGCUGAGCCAGGAGAUCCUGAGUAUGCCCCUCCUGUUCAGGAAGCAGAAACACCUGGACAACGAAAGGCGAGAAUUCAUAAGUUGCGACUAGAGAAGGGUAUGGAGAAGGCUGCUGAAGAGUUAAAAAACUAUGAUCCAAAUAACGACCCCAACAUUUCAGGUGAUCCAUACAAGACAUUGUUUGUUGCUAGACUUAAUUAUGAGACACCUGAAAGUAGAAUUAAAAGGGAGUUUGAGUCUUAUGGACCGAUUAAGCGGGUUCGGUUGGUUACUGAUAAAUCCACAAAUAAACCAAGAGGCUAUGCUUUCAUCGAGUACAUGCAUACACGGGACAUGAAAGCUGCUUAUAAACAAGCUGAUGGGAGGAAGAUUGAUGGCAGAAGGGUUCUUGUGGAUGUUGAACGUGGUAGGACAGUCCCAAAUUGGCGCCCUCGGAGGCUAGGUGGUGGACUUGGAACAACCAGGAUUGGAGGUGAAGAUGUUACUCAAAGGGAACAAGUACAAUCUGGACCAUCUCGUUCCGAGGAGCCAAGGACUCGAGAGGACCGACUUGGUGACCGUGAAAGGGAAAAAUCCCGUGAAAGAGGAAGGGAACGGGAUAGGGAGCUUGAAAAGUCUCGCGAGCUCUCCCAUGACAGACCAAGGGAUCGGGAUAGAGAGGAUAGACACCACAGAGAUCGUGACAGAACUAGAGACAGAGAUAGGGAUAGAGAGAGAGACCGUGGUCGUGAUCGUGACCGAGCACGUGACCGAGGCCGGGAUCGUGGUCGUGACUACGAGCGUGAUAGAGAAAGAGAUCGUGAGAGGGAUAGGGAUAGGGAUAGGGACAAGGAUUAUGAUGUUGGUGACUAUGACCGUGACCGAGGGCGUUCCAAGGAUAGAGAUAGAGAUAGGGAAUCUGAUUAUGACCGUGUUGAGUCCAAACAUGAGAGAGACCGGCACAGUGAGAGGGACUAUGAUCAUGGUGAGCCAGAGGAUCGUGGGUGGUAUGAACAGCAUGAUCAUGGGCAUAGGCAUUCAGACCUAGAUAAUCAUCAUCAUCGAGGAGAAUACGAUUUGGAUGCCCAUGGUGAUCGUUAUGAUCAAUAUGCUGACCGUGACCGUUAUGAUGGGAUGGAAGAAGAUGAUUACAGGUGAUAAUCAAGUUGUUGAAAUUGAGCCGCUGCUUUCUCUGCCAUUGCACCUGGUUUAGUUUAGAUCCCAACGGAGCUGUUUCCAAUCUGCUUUCUGUUUUGCUGUGUCUGCUCUGGAGUUGAGUGUUUCCUUUGGAGUUGGAACCUUUUAUAAUCGUAUUUUAUUUUUAUUUUAAGUUUUCUCAAGACAUUGCUUUGUUGGUUUAAGCUCUAUGCUACUGUCCUACAUUGUGUUUGCAUCCGUAUUGCUUAAGAUGCUUUAAUUGGGCAAUUAAUGUUAUUGUAU